ACCGAAAUCCCCCAUAUUCACGCCUUAUAAAAUCGAUCAUUUAUAAAUUACUCACGAUCCGUUUGUUCUAAAAUUUGUAUAAUUUGUUUAUGGGGUAAUUUCAAGUUAUGUUAUAAAUUAAAUAUUUAAUAUAAGCAAUAUUUAACAAAUUCGCAAAUGCGAAUCAAUACACAUUUCUUACCAAGAUGGACGACCGUUGAAAUUAAAUCGGGAGGAGUGCUACAAAGAGAGCUCCGGGAUUCUUUGACUCAAAAGACUUUGUACCUGGAUCAAUAACUAUGUAGCGAUUUGUUUCACCAUGCCCGAUUGUCAUGCCUUGACAUCGGUGAAUUGUUGUACCCCAGGCAAGCCUUAAAGGACAAUGGCUUCACAAUCGGAGUCGGUUGAUAAACGAUGUCCAUCUUGCACAGAACCAGUACAGUCCAAGUGGAAAUGCUGUCCUUUUUGUUUGACCAGACUUGAAUGCCCAUCACGCUUAGCAACGACCCUCGUCAACUUGCCAAAGAGUCCUUAUUCCAACACAGAUGUAAACGAAAUCGAUCUUCAGCAUAUUAAAAAUAAAGCCAUUGAGCCUGAUUGUGUGCAGGGUCCAACGCAGGAUGUAGGUAUUGCCGUUGUGUCUGAUUGUGUGGAAAAUCCAAAACAGAAUGCAGAGAAUGCCAAUAUGCCUGAUUGUGUGGAUGAUCCAACGCAGGAUGCAAGUUACGCCGUAGGAUCUGAUAGUAUUGAAAAUCCUAUACACGAUGCAGAUGAUGACAUAGGGUCUGAUAAUCUGGAAAUUACUACGGAAGCGUAUUUACGAGAUUUUAAAGAAGCUGUACGGAAAGGUGGAGUCGCAAAUCUUAGUGAUUUUAUCACCGACGAUUUAAAUAAGUGGAGAGAAUGUCAAAUAAAUAUAGCCGUGACAGGAGAAUCUGGGACGGGAAAAUCCUCCUUCAUCAAUGCGAUAAGAGGGCUUCGGCAAGGCGAUGCAUGUUACGCACAGACUGGAACCAGCGAGACAACAAUAGCCAUUAAGCAGUAUCAACACCCUGAACAUCAUAACCUUGUGUUUUGGGAUCUUCCUGGAGUUGGAACUCCACAAUUCCCAAAUGAAUCUUAUUUGAGCGUCAUUGAUGUUAAAAAUACGACUUUUUUAUUCUGGUCUCGGCGACCCGAUUUAAAGCAAACGACGCAUGGUUAGCUAAUGAGAUUCGUCAACUCGAAAAGAAGUUUUAUUUUGUAAAGUCUAAAAUAGAUUUUGAUGUCGAAAACGAUUUGAAGGAUUCUGAUGGCAGGUUAACAAAAGCAGAUAUCAUAAGUAAUCUGCGACAGAAUACAACUACAGAGCUAUUGAAGACUUGCGAAGCACUCCCUAAAGUUUUUCUUGUCAAUAACAGAAACAUUCGUGAGUAUGAUUUCAACGAUCUUAUGAAACAGCUCAUAAUCGACAUACCAGUUGUUAAAAGGGAAACACUGGUAAUGUCCAUGUCAUCUUUAGCAAGGACAAUCAUGGAUGAAAAGCGAAAAUUGCUGCAAAAGCGAGUGUUGAAGACAGCUAUUUUAUCAUCAAUUACAUUUAAAGACUCUAUGCCGGGGACCUCAGUCAGAAGGGAUAUGUUGCUGUUUGAAGUUGAUUUUUAUGAACAACAGUUUGGAACUGAUGACAACUCAUUAAAGAUAAUUGCAGACAAGAUGAAAACAACCUUUAAUGACUUAAAAAAACUUAAUAUUCGCUCUACAUCGAGUGUUUGCUCUAUUUAUAAUUUCAAUAGUGUGUCUGGGGAUUUUAAACGAUGUGGUGGAAGAAUAACUGGACCAGUAAUAUCAUUUGUUACAACCAUAGGGGCUAUUGCAUUCUCCGUAAAAUUUCAGGUUCAAAUGAUUAACAUUUGUUAUGACGAGGCUUUGAGAAUCAUUGCUGCGCAGCAAAACAUUCUUAGCGGCAAACCGAUGUAAACGCAAAAAUAGAGAAAAAAAUGCACACAAUAAAAGCUGUAUAUUAAGCUUUCCCACAAGGUAGCUGAUCUGUGUCAGAACAUUGAUGUUAUACUUAUUUAUUAAUGGGUCUAUUAUGUUGUUAUGGCGCUAAUUUUUAUCACGAGUUGAAGUUGAACAAUUUUAUUAUUUUGCGUCAUUAUCGGAUACAUCAUUAGAUAUGCAUAUAAUAUGCUACUCUAAACGUUAUUCAAUUUGUCAUACACAUUUACAUUAUUGUCUGUUCGUGGAUAUCUUCUUUAUAUGUAAAAUAGCUUGAUUUCAUGUCCAAUCCAAUAGUUUCUCCAUAAAUUUACGCUGAUAUUCUAGCGAACACACUUAGCUUAAUUGAAUCAAUAAAAGCGGUCCUUAAUCCCCGCGACCAGGCAGGAGUAUUCAUUCGUUUGUCCUGUGUACGUCCGUCUGUUUGUCUGUAAUAUUUUCGCUUCUUUGUCCAAUACCCUUUUAAGGAGUGUCAUAAAACUUGACUCAAAAGUAAAGGUUAUUGUGCAAAAAGACGUGGUCCAAUCUCGCCAUCAAAGCCACACUUGAAGGCUGAAUAUUUAGCCUUAUGUCAUGUUUUUAUAUACUGUCCCAUAUACAGGACAAUUAUAAAAUUUGCUUCAAAUGUUUAUCAGAUUUAGACAACUUGCAAGGGGCAU
Messenger RNA from Dreissena polymorpha, 2618 nucleotides. RefSeq lists its product as uncharacterized. NCBI's taxonomy places the organism in Eukaryota, Metazoa, Mollusca, Bivalvia, Myida, Dreissenidae. Bases 362 to 1183 code for a protein of 273 amino acids. Gene Ontology annotation, cellular component: membrane. The transcript is spliced from 8 exons. Gene Ontology annotation, molecular function: GTP binding; GTPase activity. The record is from RefSeq and is a predicted model, not a curated record.